AUGUUCAGCAAGCAGAUUUACACACUCGACUUCACACUUGAAGAAACAAGCAAACACAGCCUGGGACUCGGUCUCAACCUGGAGAAAGAACACGCGUGCCACGACAGUGCACGAUCCCACUGCCUGGCGCCAGCCAGCACCACUGAGAAAACAAAGCCAAGACAGUACACAUUUGAGGAAUGUUACACUGCCGUAACAACUCAGAUUGAGAGACACCUUGGAAAGCUAUCAGCAGCCAAAGUAGCAGACAUGACUGAGAUCCUAUGCACUCUUCACGCCAAUCUGCGAAAUAUGACACCUGUCCAGCAGAAGUCACACAUGAAGGUCGUCCUAGAAGCGUACAACAGCCUCAUUGUCUUCUAUAAGAAGACUAUUGAGCAGAUUGAGCAGCAUCAGCCGAAUAAGCCAGUCGAUAAGUCUAUUGAUAAGGAUAAGUCUAAUAAGCACAAUAAUGAUAAUAGCUGGUGUAGUGACAAUUGCUACCAGCAUAGAGCUGGAAUUAGACAGAUCCAUUCUGGGAGAGCGGAUCUGUUUGGUGCGAUGUCGCGCAACCUGACGACGUACUGUAGGAAGUACGCCCUGCUGAGAGAGAGGCUGUAG
This is a messenger RNA of Enterospora canceri, 600 nucleotides long. The record is from the annotation of a GenBank genome assembly. Lineage: Eukaryota; Fungi; Microsporidia; Enterocytozoonidae.